Molecule: messenger RNA, 765 nt
Organism: Aspergillus novofumigatus IBT 16806
Lineage: Eukaryota; Fungi; Ascomycota; Eurotiomycetes; Eurotiales; Aspergillaceae
Exons: 2
Coding region: 1-765 (254 amino acids)
Source: RefSeq, a predicted model, not a curated record
AUGCCACGGUUACGGAAAGUGGUACUGAACCUCAGGGAUAACGAAAAACGAGAACAAGACCUCCGCAAGCGCAACCGGGCUGAAUUUGCGAACUCGUUUCAUCUCUUGCCAGCAUCAGUGCAGAGACUUGACCUUGUAUUCUACAAUGAAGCACCCGGAUGUGAGACCUUCGACCCAGUUGACCUUGUUCAAGGGAAAGUGGAGGACCUCUUGAGUGCUCAGUUACGGGGCUUUUCACAGCAGCUUACCUCACUCUCUCUGCAAUACGCUGUUGUAGGGAAAGAGUUAUUCUGGCCUGUUAAUACCGAUGAGAACAGACAGCUCCCAUUUUGGCCGAAUUUAACAACAUUCCGCCUGGAGUAUCGAGACACAAGCCCGUCCGGAGAGUGGCAUUUUGAAACAGGCCGUAUUGAGGAAGUAGAGGAUGCGGGUGCUGUACGGCCGCUUCGUGAGAUGAUCCGGCAUCCAAGAUACCGUGCAAAAGCAGCGGUGGAACGUAUUCAGGAAUUCUAUAUCUCGGCUGGAAGGGCAGCGCAGCGCAUGCCACGGCUCCAAUGUAUGGAUCUGAAGUGCUUUUCUCCUUUGGUAAGUCACGGGUUUGUAUACGAGGUAAAGGGAAAAGCAGCAACAGCAGCGUGGACAGAUCCAGCUGCAUAUGCACCGGCGGAAGGGGUUCUGAAUGUUUGGAGGGAUGCCGCUUUUCAGCAUACUGGCGUGGAAUCCAGUCUAGAGGUUGAGCUGAUAGACAGGACUGGUGCAAUUUGA